Schistocerca piceifrons (Central American locust) is the source of this 934-nucleotide messenger RNA. RefSeq names its product mediator of RNA polymerase II transcription subunit 15-like. The transcript is spliced from 7 exons. Gene Ontology annotation, molecular function: transcription coregulator activity. NCBI's taxonomy places the organism in Eukaryota, Metazoa, Arthropoda, Insecta, Orthoptera, Acrididae. The record is from RefSeq and is a predicted model, not a curated record. Gene Ontology annotation, biological process: regulation of DNA-templated transcription. The coding region runs from base 94 to 447 and encodes 117 amino acids.
UGGGUGGGAAUAGUCAAGUAGUGCAAAUUGCAAACCUAGCGAGUUGUGUACUGUGUACUGUGCUGUUUCCGUUCGCGUAAUCUUAAUUGCAGCAUGGACGUGGUCCAAUUUUUAGAGAGAGAACAGACAAUGUUGUGGCGCUCGCCAGCGUGUCGACUGUGUACUAUUAUGGAACUUGAAGAUACGCUUCAGAGGUGUGGUACAUUAACCACAAUGAGCAGUCCUGAAAUAGAGAACUAUAUGUUCCAAAGAGCAACAUCACAGAUUGAAUAUAUGGAGUUACUUGCAAGAUUUGUUUUUCAUAUCGGAGAAUUUUCUCAAAAGAAAGGACGCGGGAUGGCUGGCUCUGAUGGAGGAGCAGCACAAACAAUACUGGAUCCCAUAAGUCUAAUGUUAGAAUGGCCAAGGCAAGAUUACACUUAUAUAAGGCCCAGGAAUUACCUCUGAUGGGACUGGAUCCAAAGACUACAGGCACCAUCUCAAACUCCUGCCGAUAAUUUAUAUCCUACAAAUUAUUGAUGGAGAGCAGCAGGCAGAUUCUACAAUCCCACAUUUCCAGAAAGCAAUAGACAAGAUUUCUUAAAUAUUAAACCCAGUACAUUGUCCGGCAUGGCAAGUAUUCAUGGAGGUGUCAGCUUGGAGGCCGACUGGCUACUGGCAGGUAACCAUGACUUCUAUAUCUGCCCCAAUGCAGGGGCAGCAGCCAGGCAGCUAGAAUGCAUCCCAUCAGGUUUGAAGCACAAGAUCCCACAAGUAGCAACACCAGUACAUUCACAACUGCUGGGCAGCUCAAAUCAGGAUACCUGUUAUUUAGAUUAUCACAAUUAAUCAUGCUGCUUUAUAUAUUUUAAUGUAAAAUAAAGAACUGGAGACUGGGGGUUUUUGUAUUAAAAUUGAUAUCUUUAUACAAAAAUAAAAGCUGAGCUAUAAAUCA